This is a messenger RNA of Emericellopsis atlantica, 1590 nucleotides long. Its product is annotated as high-affinity nicotinic acid plasma membrane permease. The record is from RefSeq and is a predicted model, not a curated record. The transcript has a single exon. Bases 1 to 1590 code for a protein of 529 amino acids. Gene Ontology annotation, molecular function: solute:proton symporter activity; biotin transmembrane transporter activity; dethiobiotin transmembrane transporter activity. Gene Ontology annotation, cellular component: membrane. Gene Ontology annotation, biological process: biotin import across plasma membrane. NCBI's taxonomy places the organism in Eukaryota, Fungi, Ascomycota, Sordariomycetes, Hypocreales, Bionectriaceae.
AUGGCCUACGCACCGGACAAGCCGGCGGGUGUUGACUCGGGAGCGGACAAUGUCACCGCGUAUCCCCUAGAUGCGGAACGUGCUCAUCAGGCCGUCGAGGACUAUGAUGUUGCGACGGUCGAGCGCGUGUAUCGCAAGCUGGACCUGCGCAUCAUCCCCGCCUUCUGGAUCCUAUACUUUCUCUGCUCGGCCAUUCGCUCCAACAUUGGCAUUGCGCAAACCAUGAACCAGGAUGCUGGGCAUGACCUCAUGACGGUGCUCAACCUCACGCCUCGCGAUACGUCGCUCGCCCUGGCAUUGUUCUACGUGGCCUAUGUCAUCUUCGACUUUCCCUCCAACUUGGUCAUGAGCAAAUUGAGCCCCCGAGUCUGGAUGGCGAGAAUCGUCUUUGCGACUGGUGUUGUGGGAGCUUGCUUUGCCGCGGUCCAGGAUGCAUGGAGCGUCAAGCUUCUGCGAUUCCUGCUCGGCGUGGUCAUUGCCGGUAUGUGGCCGGGUAUGUCGUACUACCUCACCCUCUUCUAUCCGCCGUCGCGCACUGGAAAGAGGAUCGGCAUGUACUUCACUGCCGCUCAGGUCUCUGCGGCCGUGGUUGGCCUCGUCUCUGCUGGCUUCCAGCUCAUGGAUGGCCUGGGUGGUCUCGUCGGCUUCCGCUGGAUGUUCCUCAUCUACGGUCUCGUGGCCGUCGUCUUGAGCUUCAUUCUACUCUGGUGGCUGCCCGAACGCCCCCUUCAGCCGGGUCAGGUCCGUGAGCGCAAAGGACUGUGGAGAUUUCUUCCACCCUCGCCCGAAGCCUUGACAGGCCAGGAUGCUGUCGUCCACUACCAAGACCUCAAGCGUGUCUACCACGCCCGUCCCUGGGGCGUCAAGGACCUCGGUCGCACGCUCCUCGACUGGCGUCUCUGGCCUCUGACGCUGAUGUACUUCGGCGUCGUCGGUGUCGGCAUUGGCACACAGCUCUAUGGCUCGGUCAUCAUUCGCUCGAUCCAGCCUACUGCCAGUGGCAUCGAAAUCAGCCUACUUUUCGCUCCGAUCUGGAUCAUGGAUCUCAUCGCCAUUCUCAUCUUCAUGCCCAUAUCGGAUCGCUUUCAUCGUUAUCGCGCCUUCAUUUUCUCUGGUGCCGUCUGCGUGCAGAUCACUGGUCUACUGGUUGUCACCUUUGCUACAAACAACGGCUGGGCCCGCUAUGGUGGUUUGUUGAUGGUCGGGUUCGGCCUUGGCCCCACAGUCCCGAAUUGCAUGGCCUGGACGAACGAGAUCUUCCAGCGUCGCCACGGCGAGGUCGGCGUUGCCACUGCCUCUGCCCUGAUAUCUGGCCUCGGCAAUCUGGGCAGUGUGACAAGUACCUACGCUCUCUACACGGGCUGGCCGGAGGACGCUGCUCCUGGACCCCAUCAGUACCGGCGCAGCAACUUGACAAUGAUUGGCAUUCUGGUUUUGAGCAUUGUCAGCUCUUUUGCCAUGAUGAUUCUCCUCAGGAUCUUUGGCAACGAGCCAAGCACCAAGCUCCACGACGACGAGAUCAACAGCGACCUGGAGGAUGGCGCGGCGCGCAGAGAGAACCAGCAGCGCGGUUUUGGGCUCUCGAAGUAA